CCCCCAUGCCGGAAGUUGAUUGAAACCUUCCCAUUUCUUUUCCCUAAACCUGACUCCUCAUUGCAGGGGUGGGCAGGGAAAGUAGCUGGGUAAAGUGAACACUUCGGUUCACCAACCCAAUUCUACCCAACAAUCUGUACUUGAGAUGGAAGCAUCGAGGCCAGGACGAGUGCCGGCGAUCUGCUUCAGGGCCCAAACCUUGCCUUAUAACCCGACCUUCCACGAUUUAAGCCAGGAGAGAUGCAUCCUGUCCCAGCCACAUCAGGACAUUAAGGCCCAAGGGAAUAUUGAUUCAGAUUCCUCCUGACUUCCUACCCUCCAAUACUCAGAUUCCAGACCCCGCCAUGCCUCAUAUCGACAAUGACGUGAAACUAGACUUCAAGGAUGUUCUUUUGAGGCCAAAACGCAGCACCCUAAAGUCUCGAAGUGAGGUGGAUCUCACAAGAUCCUUUUCAUUUCGGAAUUCAAAGCAGAUGUACAAUGGCGUCCCGAUCAUUGCUGCUAAUAUGGAUACUGUAGGCACCUUUGAAAUGGCCAAGGUUCUUUGUAAGUUCUCCCUCUUCACUGCUGUCCAUAAACAUUACAGUCUUCAUCAGUGGCAAGAGUUUGCUGGCCAGAAUCCUGAUUGUCUUCAGUAUCUGGCUGCCAGUUCAGGGACAGGCUCUUCUGACUUUGAGCAACUGGAACAGAUCCUGGAAGCUAUUCCCCAGGUGAAAUAUAUAUGCCUAGAUGUGGCAAAUGGCUACUCUGAACACUUUGUUGAAUUUGUAAAGGAUGUACGGAAGCGCUUCCCUCAACACACCAUCAUGGCAGGGAAUGUGGUCACAGGAGAGAUGGUGGAAGAGUUGAUCCUCUCUGGGGCUGACAUCAUCAAAGUGGGAAUUGGGCCAGGCUCUGUGUGUACAACCCGGAAGAAAACUGGAGUGGGGUAUCCACAGCUCAGUGCAGUGAUGGAGUGUGCAGAUGCUGCUCAUGGCCUCAAAGGCCACAUCAUUUCAGAUGGAGGUUGCAGCUGCCCUGGGGAUGUGGCCAAAGCUUUUGGGGCAGGGGCUGACUUUGUGAUGCUCGGUGGCAUGCUGGCUGGGCACAGUGAGUCAGGUGGUGAGCUCAUCGAGAGGGAUGGCAAGAAGUACAAACUCUUCUAUGGAAUGAGUUCUGAAAUGGCCAUGAAGAAGGCCUCAGAGGGAAAGACAGUAGAAGUCCCCUUUAAAGGGGAUGUGGAGCAUACCAUUCGUGACAUCCUAGGAGGGAUCCGAUCUACAUGCACCUAUGUGGGAGCAGCUAAGCUAAAGGAGUUGAGCCGGAGAACUACUUUCAUCCGAGUCACCCAGCAGGUGAAUCUAAUCUUCAGUGAUGCACACUAGACCUGAGCAUUUCUGCCCGCUCAAGGCGCCAAUACUUCGCAACAGGGUCUCCCAAAUGGGUUUCUCACCCAUUCUAACUACUGUGGCAGUGCAUUUAACAGUUCCCAUUGUCUUCCUCCUGAGAGCUCCUGUAAUAAUGUUAUACUUCUCUGUUUGUACACACAAGAUGCCCAGAGCACUUACUGGGGAGGAAGUGAGGAAGAAUAUAGUCUGAAAAUGAAGUAAGAUAAUCGAAUGGGUAUCUGGGUACCCGGCAUCCUGAAGAUGAAAAGAUACUGAUUAAAUCAUAAAUGUUCUAUAUGGCCUUGGUCUGGAUGGGGCAGGCUUUUGGAAUUAUGUCUUAUUAAUCAGCUUCAUUAAAUGAGAUCUUUAAAUAUC
Ictidomys tridecemlineatus (thirteen-lined ground squirrel) is the source of this 1742-nucleotide messenger RNA. The record is from RefSeq and is a predicted model, not a curated record. Lineage: Eukaryota; Metazoa; Chordata; Mammalia; Rodentia; Sciuridae.